Messenger RNA from Calliphora vicina (urban bluebottle blowfly), 563 nucleotides. It is a transcript of the gene Hug, whose product is annotated as protein hugin. The record is from RefSeq and is a predicted model, not a curated record. The transcript is spliced from 3 exons. NCBI's taxonomy places the organism in Eukaryota, Metazoa, Arthropoda, Insecta, Diptera, Calliphoridae. The coding region runs from base 1 to 555 and encodes 184 amino acids.
AUGAGCAUGUCUAAACCCACCCGAAAUGAGGCUGCUAAAAAGGUGGAAAUGCCUCAUGAACAACAGCGUCAGCAGCAACAACAACAUCAUCAACUACAAAGUGAAGCCACCUACGAAACACGCCAAAAACGUUCACAGCUUGAUUUGGGCAGCAUUGGCGGUGGUAUUGGAAAUGGCUUUGGCAGUGCUGCAGAGUAUAAAGAUUUUAAUGAGUUCAUAGAAGAGCUGGGUGAUAAUGCCAUUAUGCCAGUGUCACAGGAAAUGGAUUUGGAAAAUAUGCCACCACUAUUGUACUUUAUGUUGUUGCAGAAACUAAAGCAGUCAGUACAAACUAAUGAACGUCAAUUACCCACAAGACGUACACCACGCCUGGGGCGCAGCAUUGAUUUUCAAUUGUUUGAUGCGGGUGCCGCGACCUCUGCAGGACAUGACUUUGAUGGUGCAUUAAAUAUGGCCAACGAUUAUGCAGUCUCACGACAAUUUCUACCUCGUGUCAUGAAAAAGUCGGUGCAAUUUAAGCCACGUUUAGGUAAAAGAACACAAGUUUGCGAUUAAAAUAACCG